CCGGAAAUAGAGUAGUAUGAUUGAAAUAAAGCUGUAGUAAAAACGAAAAGCAACGUAUUCCUAUCUUUACAGUUUGUUUUUUAUUUUAUUUUAAGAGAGUCAUUAUGAGUCGGGAUUUCGACAGGAAACUACAAACUGCAACAAGAGAAAAGCUCAGGAAACUGGAUUCUCUGCGCGGUCGAGAAGCUGAACCAGGUGAGUUCUGGGAUGUAGUGGUUGUGAGCGCUGUGGAUGAGAGCCAGAGAGAAGCCUACGAGCUGCAGAUCAGAGAGAAAGCUGAGAGGAAGGAGCUUCCCCUUGGAGCUCACUACAAGGUCUUCUCAGAUCCUCCUGGAUGCAAAAUAGGGAAUGGAGGCUCUACUCUGUGUGCUCUGAAGCAGCUGAAUGACAUCUAUGGAAAAACUCUGAGCAACUUGAGAAUCCUCCUGAUCCAUGCAGGUGGCUAUAGCCAGCGUCUCCCCAAUGCCAGCGCUCUGGGAAAGAUCCUCAUGCCUUUACCUCUGGGUGACCCCAUCUACCAGAUGCUGGAGCUCAAACUGGCCAUGUAUGUGGAUUUCCCAUCAAACAUGAGGCCUGGUGUCUUGGUGACCUGUGCAGACGACAUAGAGCUCUACAGUAUAGCAGAAGAGGAUACAGUUAGGUUUGAUAAACCAGGCUUUACAGCUUUAGCCCACCCCUCCCCGCUCUCUGUGGGAACUACCCAUGGUGUGUUUGUGUUGGAUCUGAAUGAAAGAUCCUCAUUCUCAGAAAUGGAGAAUGCCUCCUGUCUGUGCUUUCUGCACAAGCCAAGUAUUCAUAAGAUGCGGGACAGCGGAGCUGUGUGUAGGAAGCAGAGUGACCUUUUCUCCAUGUCAGACAGUGAGUUCGUCUAUACAGACAGCACCUAUUACAUGGACUUUGACACAGCUAAGUCACUUCUGAACCUUCUGAGUGAGUUGGGUCCUUUGAACUGUGAGAUAGAUGCAUAUGGGGACUUUCUUCAAGCUCUGGGGCCUAAAGCCACAAUAGAGUACACCAAAAACACAGCUAAUGUGACCAAAGAGGAGAGCGGUCUAAUUGAAGUCAGACAAAAGAUCUUCCAUCACCUCAAAGGGACGCCUCUCAAUGUCAUUCUCCUCAACAGCUCCAAGUUUUACCACAUUGGGACCACCUCAGAAUACCUCUUCCACCUGACGGAGGACCAGGCGUUCCAGCGUGAGCUGGGCCUCCUGUCUUCUGCCUUCAGUGUAAAUGUCAAUGAAAACCUCUCUGGUUGCUGCAUCAUGUUCAGUGUCCUUGAUCCCAGUUGCUCUGUGGAGGCUGGGUCGGUGGUGGAGUACUCCAGAUUAGAGCGAGGGGUCUCAGUAGGCGGUGGGUCCAUAGUCAGCAGCUGCUGGGUCAGUUCAGGCCUCUCUGUGCCAGCUGGAGCUUUCCUGCACACAUUAUGUGUUCGCCACCAGCGACAAACCAGGUUUGUUACCGUCUUCUUUGGGAUUCAGGACAAUCUUAAGAAAAGUGUAGCUUCACCUGCAUAUCUAGAAGAACUCCAGUUUUUUGGGUUUAACCUCACAAAGUGUCUGUCCCAUUGGGGGAUGGAGAAUGAAUCCAUUAAGUUUUCCGGAGACGCAUCAAGCUGCAGUUUGUGGAACGCUUGCCUGUUUCCCGUUUGCCCCGACCAGCAAAGCUCGUUCUCCAUGUCUCUUGGGAUGCUGCAGGCCAUCCUGAACGGCUCCACAAGCCCCCCACCCAGAGACACAGUUCUGAUGUCCAUGCAGGACUGUUUACAGUGCAAGGACCUGGAGGAAAUGCUGAAGCUGAAGAAGGAACUGCAUCGUAACAUCAAACAGGGGAAACUUGGCAUUUAAAGAGCCAUGUUUAAUAUUGAGUUCAAUUUAAAAAAGUUUUACAUUGCCAGUGAAAGAGAGGAGUUCGACAUUUUGUA
This is a messenger RNA of Cyprinodon variegatus (sheepshead minnow), 1921 nucleotides long. It is a transcript of the gene fpgt, whose product is annotated as fucose-1-phosphate guanylyltransferase. The coding region runs from base 105 to 1844 and encodes 579 amino acids. The record is from RefSeq and is a predicted model, not a curated record. The transcript has 4 exons. Gene Ontology annotation, molecular function: transferase activity, transferring phosphorus-containing groups. NCBI's taxonomy places the organism in Eukaryota, Metazoa, Chordata, Actinopteri, Cyprinodontiformes, Cyprinodontidae.